AUGUCAAGCUCUGUGCGAUCAAAGAGGCGUCGCGAUGUAGCCUAUCGUUGGAGGACGUACUUUACCGACAUCCAUGUGCCCAAAUCCAUAUUUGUCGACACCGAGGCCGAGAACCGUUGGGCAAACCGCAACCUCGACCCGAUCCCACCGGAGAAGUGCAACUGGCGUGAGAUCGAUUUUGUCUCGUACUGGCUCUGCGACCUCUUUGCGCUCCCCACUUGGUCGACCGUCUCGACGGUUAUGCUUGCUGGCUUCUCGGCGAGGCAGACGGUGCCCAUCUGCAUCAUUGGCUUCUCCCUCUGUGGCGUCGUCAUCACUUUGACUACAUUGGUCGGAUGCCAGUACCGGGUGCCUUACCCCGUCGCCAGUCGCAUCGCCUUUGGUCUCUGGGGCUCAAUUCCUGCUAUUUGUGCUCGUUGUUUCGUGGCCCUGAUGUGGCUGUCAAUCCUGACAUGCACCGGCGGUCGCCUCAUGGAAGUUCUGCUGUCAGCUCUCUUCCCCUCCUUUCUCACCAUGCACAACCCCUUCCCCGCCUCUGCCAACAUUACGCCCCCUGAACUCAUCGCCUUCUUCAUCUACUGGGGCAAUCAGCUCGGCGCCGACUGCAUCCCCUUUGCCAACGACUCGAUGGCGCUUGCGCCACGGUACAUCAACCGCUUCCGUGCCAACACUUUUGCCGCCGUCGUCUGCGUCAUCUCGACACCCUGGAACAUUAUCAGGAGUGGCCAAGGCUUCAUCACCUUUCUCCUCGGCUACGCCUCCUACACUUCGUGCUUGGCCGCCAUCAUGGUCGCCGACUUCUUUGUCGUCAAGCGCCAGAAGGUCGACGUUUGCGAGCUCUACAAGCCCUACGGCCUCUACUGGUACACCCACGGCUGGAAUUGGCGUGCCUAUGUCGCCUUCUUUGUCGGCUUCAUCCCCUCGGUGCCCGGCUUUGCCAAGUCGAUUGAUGACUCGCUCAACAUCGGCACGGCUUGGGUUCCUUUCCAGAUGGCCUGGAUCUUUGGCACCGUCGUCUCCUUUACGACGUAUAUUCUCGUCAACCUCGUCUGGCCCGACCCAGCGCGGGUCUACGAGGCCGUCAAGCCCCAUGAGAUCUUUGCGCAGCGACGAAGGGCGCGUGCGGCCGAGAAAGCGCGCCGCAAGCUGCUUGAGCAGCAGCAGCAAGAACAACAACAGCAGGAGUCCGCCACCGUAGACUUCGACGCCAGGUCAAUGAGCAAGGGCUCGAUGCCCACCACGCCCGGAGACGGCCUGGCCGCGGCCGAAGGCUCGUCGACAAUCAAUGGCGUAGCCGAUGCGAGCACGGGGUCGAACCCAUACUUUGUCAAUGCCCUCACGAGCCACAAUGGGUCGGGCGAAGACCUGAGGACCGUCGAAAAGGAAAUCAUCGAGCUGUACGAGACGGACCGCCGCCAUCCGCAGCACCAGAUUCGCAACAGCCCGUCGGGCCCUCACCACAACAGCAGCAAAGUCGAGUAGACUUUGCUCCUUCCCCUUUUAUUCCCUCCUUCUCGCUUCCGUCUUCCCUGCUCAUUCACCCGCU
Molecule: messenger RNA, 1546 nt
Organism: Acaromyces ingoldii
Lineage: Eukaryota; Fungi; Basidiomycota; Exobasidiomycetes; Exobasidiales; Cryptobasidiaceae
Exons: 4
Coding region: 1-1482 (493 amino acids)
Biological process (GO): transmembrane transport; nucleobase transport
Cellular component (GO): plasma membrane
Molecular function (GO): nucleobase transmembrane transporter activity
Source: RefSeq, a predicted model, not a curated record